AUGUGGGCGAACAAGAUAUCUCCUCGGAUGGGCGAGCGUUGCGAGUGUGGUGUGAUUCCAGAGGCAGAUGUCUAUCGAAGUAUUUCAGUGAAGACGGAGCGUGGAAUUCGAUCAAAGCGUGAGCCUGUUGCCGGCCUCGUUGAUCGGCUACAAUCGCCAAGGAACGAUGUCACAAUGAAGAAUAGGCUCGUCCAGUUCUAA
Molecule: messenger RNA, 201 nt
Organism: Pseudozyma hubeiensis SY62
Lineage: Eukaryota; Fungi; Basidiomycota; Ustilaginomycetes; Ustilaginales; Ustilaginaceae
Exons: 1
Coding region: 1-201 (66 amino acids)
Source: RefSeq, a predicted model, not a curated record